Molecule: messenger RNA, 2893 nt
Organism: Toxoplasma gondii ME49
Lineage: Eukaryota; Apicomplexa; Conoidasida; Eucoccidiorida; Sarcocystidae
Exons: 4
Coding region: 927-1778 (283 amino acids)
Source: RefSeq, a predicted model, not a curated record
AUCCGUUUUUCUGCAAUACAUCUUGUUGUCUUGUUCGUCUUUCAAUUCGUUCGUUGCAGUUUUUGUUCCUUUCUGCUUCUCGGGGUCCCUCAAUUUCGGCCGGGAGUACAGCGUGGCUUGCGCCGACACCCAAGAAAGGCAGCGAGCUGAAUGUAGCGAGAAAAGAACGAGUGGAGAGAAGGAAAAAACACUGAAGAAAAUGGCUAGUUGUCUUUUAAACGCAUGAGCACCCACGUAGGAAUAUGCCUCGUAGGUUCAGCGUGGUCUUCCGUUUCAUUUCCCCUCCCGCUGCUUUUCCUCGCGUGUCUUUUCGCCUAGCCUCUGUGCGCUGGACGGUGAGGAGCACCCGAAAUUUUCAUCUUUUUUAGCGUUUCCUCUCCUUUUCCUUCUCGUUUGCUUGACCUUGUUCGGGGGAGCAGACUGAAGGAUCUUUUUUUCAGUCUUACCGGCGGUUCCUCGUUACCGCCUGACCAAGAGUAAGACUGAAAGGAUGGCGCUUCGGUUUCUGAAGCGGUUGCGGCGGAAGGGGAAGAAGCUGUAGCGAGGAAAGCAAGUAAAUACUUCUCUCUUGUAAUCUCGUUCGGUCUAUUCGCUGCUUUCUCUUGUUUUCUCCGGCUCGCCUUGUUCUUUUCUGGCAGCCUCACGAUUGCUGCGGUUUCGCUUUUCUCCUCUCAUCAACGCACAUCUCCCUGGAUUUCUCUCUCCCAGUAUACUUUCUUGUGUGUCUUCUUCUUUUCUUUGUCCCUCUGGGACUCCGUCUCCCUCUCCCCGUUUCGUCUUCUCAGAGGUCGCACUCUCUUCCCCGUCGCCCAUCUUCUCUGCCUCCCCUCGUCUCUGUGUUGCGUUUCCCUCGGACUGGGCUGCCUCGCUCUCCCUUUCUUCGCGUUCCGAUUCUGUUUCUGCCGUCUUCGACUUUGUCUGGCGCAAUGGCUUCCCUGCUGCAUGCUCUGGUUCUCUACACCGAGGGGACCUACCUCGGCGACGCCGGCUUCUCAGUUCUUGCGAGGCUGGGAGGGGCGAAGGUUGGACUCGAGAGAAGUCUGACGACGACUCUCUUUUAUCUCCGCCAUCCAGAUCUUCUUCAGCAGUUUUUGACCGAGUGGGCGGCGACGCAGCUCCUAGGCAGUCCGUCCCCGGAUGUGGAGAGGCAUCUGCAUGCAAUGCACUGUCGUCGAACUGGUCGUUUACGGAGUCAAAGAACGGCGACGGAUGCCUCGGCAAUGGGUUGUCUGUUAGAGCCGACAGUUUCAGCCUCAGGCUUUUCUCAGCGCAGACAGAGUCCAAGACGUCGGUGUUUCACCACGGGGGCGAGUGGAGUCCAGACUGAGGACGGGUGGAUGGAGUCCGACGGAUGUGCGUUUGAAAGCUCGCGGGAAGACCGGCAGUUGCUCGAGGGCUUCUCUUCUACGGAGGCCGAAAAGUUCAUGCAGAAUCUUCCCCCUGAAUUUGCCGAGGUCCUCAGUGCCGCUGCCGGCAACUCCCCAACGCGGUGCAGCACCCCGGCCUGGGAGGCUGCCGAGGGUCAGGGACCUGUCUCGUCUCUCGGACUUUCCGACCGCGAGGACGACGAGAGUUUCAGAGAAGACGACUUGUCUCCUUGCCGCUUCAGCGACCCUCUUCCGCCUUCCGGGGACGAGGUCGCAGACGCCGGCAUGCCUCGCAGCAAAGUGGAGUUUUUUGAGCACCAGCUGAAAAUUCUCUCGGAUUUGCUGAUCGACGUCGAACAGUCAGCGACACAAGAGGGUGCUGAAGGCAUCGGAGCCGACGUAGUCGGAUGAGUCAUACGCCCUAAGAUGCGCGAGGGGACGCCAGAGGCUGGUGUACGGUGCAACGCGCCCCGAUUCUUCAUUCUGCUGUUACUUCUGCAACCGCGGGUUGAACGCGACGAAGGCACCGAGAAAGAACCACCGAGAAAGAAGCAAGGGGAUUCGCGAGCGGCAAGGCAGGAAACGGAAAGGGUGGAAGAAAGCUGAAUCGUGAGCUUCGGGGAGCGGUUUGAGGGGAGGCGGAGAGUAGCGGGGACGGUAUGCAGAAGAGAAGUUGUGAAGGAAAACUCGAGGCAAUCACCGUAGAGAAAAGAGUUAAGAAGAGGUGUGUCAUGGACAGAAUGAGACGCAGGGACGGUUGGAGAACGGAAAAGCCGGGGACAAGACACGAGAGACGUGAAGAGACGGCGAAAAAGAGGAGUUCGGAAGACGAGGGAACGAAGGAAAGAUGGUGUAAAGAAGGCCGACUCGCACUUGUUUUUCAGCAACCGACAGAGUCAGAAGCGCAUUUCCAUAGCAGUGCUCUGACCACCGUUUAAAGAAUUGUAAAGGUAGACACGGUCGUCAGUGUUUCAGUGUUUGCUUUCCCUACGCCUUCUCACGAGAGAACCGUGCAUAGCAUGGCUCUGUGUACUGGGGAAAAGCAAACGAGAGGACAUCUGAAAGCGCCUCCUCUUUGCAGGGUAACGCCGUUUGGGAUUUCCACGACACAGAUUCCUGACUGGUUAACUGGUGAAAGCAGCAUCGGACUGGGGGUUGAAAAAGGCAUAACUGUAACUGUCGAGCUUGGGAAGUUGCUGACCUCACGACCUUUCAAUUGAACUAGAACAGACAAAAAAAAGUGAAUCGAUUGAGAAAGACACGCAUGCGGGAAGACGAAACGACAGAUGCACGGUGGCAUGCAGAACUCGGAAAACAUACGAAGGAAAAUCGGUAGAGAGGAUAGCCACAAGCUAGAGGGAACGCACAACAGGAUCGACUAUCAGCAUAUACACAUUUCUAGCCGGGAAAACAGAUAUAAGACAGGUUUUUCCGUCACGUAAGCAAUGCUGUCAGUGUCGAAAAAUACGAAAAUCUUUGUCGGGUAAUUAUGACCGUGCGUGAAGUUCGAUCCAACACUUGCCAAG